AUGGGUAAAACUCUUGGCUAAGGAGCGUUUGGAUUAGUUAAGUAAGCAACGAAUUCAGAAACAGGAGAAGAAGUUGCCAUCAAAAUUCUAGACAAAGAGAAGAUUAAGCAGGAAGACUUAGGGGAAAGCAUUAAAAAAGAGAUAUCUUUUGAAAAAUAUAUAGGCCUUCCUAAUUACGAUUAACUUAUUACAGAUUUAAAGCCAGAAAAUAUUCUUAUUAAUGAAGAAGGAGUUGUAAAGAUAAGUGAUUUCGGACUCUCUGUGUUUUGCAAAAAGCUGCAGCAGGGACCAAACUUGAUGCACACUACUUGUGGAACUCUAAAUUACAUUGCACCAGAAAUAGUUAAAAAUACAGGGUAUGAUGGCUAGAUGGCAGACAUUUGGGCAUGCGGAGUAAUUCUAUAUUUUAUGAUGACAGGUCGAAGGCCUUUUGACGACGAAUCAGUGCAUAAAUUACUUGAUAAGAUUAUUGUUGGCGAUUUUAAGUUCCCAAUCGAUGAUUAAAAGGUAUUAAGUGAAGAGUCGAAAGAUUUGGUGAAGUGUAUACUAAAUCCUAAUCCAAGAAAGAGAUAUACAAUUGAUAUGAUAAAGCUGCAUCCUUGGAUUCAAAUUGAUGAGGAUCUAUUAAGUUAAAAUUGGUCCGAGUCCGAAAUUCUUCCAAGCAUAAAUCAACUUGCGGAUGAGAUGUCAAGUAAUCAAGGAGGAGUGGCAUUUUCUUCAGCUCUAUCACCUGCAGAAAGAAAUAUUAAUCCUUCAAUAUCUAAUGGAUUAGUAAUGGGUUUGAAUAACUUACCUCAAUCAGACUUGCUAAUGAGUUUCCUUCAUGGAAGAGCUUUUGGCAAUAUGUUUGAGAUAAAGCCAAAGAAGAAAGUUCCCUUGCAACUUUCAAGUCCAUUUCAGAAGAAAAAAUAAAACUUUAAGAUAAUGCCAACUGGAUCUAUUUUAUAGAAUUACUUUUAUACUAGGGAGGAACCAACACAGAUAUUCGACACUAUCCUAGAGGAGAUGACUAAGUUUUAGGAUCCUAUUAUAAUCCCUGAGAGUCAGACUUUUAGACUUAUCGCCACUUACUAUAAAGUAAAACCUACUGUGGGUAGCCAGAGUAAUAGAGCUAAAUCACCAAUGAGAAGAUCAUUUGGGGGUAGUGGGAAAGGGAACUAAGAUGACCUAAACAAUAAGAUAGUAGAAAUAAGUUUUAAUAUUACUAAAAUCACCAAGUCAAUUAGUUUUGGAGCUUUCAAUCGAGAAGAUGGAAGUGUCGAUGCCUAUGAUGAAGUAUUAGGGGCUAUGCAUCAUAUAAUCAAAUAGUUUUCAUUGUGUUAAUGA
Stylonychia lemnae is the source of this 1326-nucleotide messenger RNA. Lineage: Eukaryota; Ciliophora; Spirotrichea; Sporadotrichida; Oxytrichidae. The record is from the annotation of a GenBank genome assembly.